AUGCCAGCCACUCCUGCCUUGCUCGACGACAUAUUCCAACAGGCCGUCAGCAGUUUUAAGGCGAGUUUGACUGACAAACAGCGACGUGAGUUCCAGAGCUGCACGCGCAAACAUGUUGAGGACACAAUCCUGGGCAUCCAAACCCGCCUUGCUUCGCAGCGAAAACAGCGGAAUAUGCACAGAAUUUCAAAAUUUGUCGAGGGUAUGACCCAGCUGGGCAAGGUCAUCGAAAUCUUUGUGAAUUGCGACUCUACCGUCGCCUUUGUCUGGGCUCCCAUCAAGUUUGUGCUACUUGCUGCCGGCACCUGGGUCGAGACCUUGGACUGCCUUCUCGAUACCUAUGCCGAAAUCGGCGAGUUCCUCCCAGGCCUAUCACAGUACGAAAGCUUCCUCAGAAACCAUCCCGCCAUUGGCGUUCAUCUACAGAACUACUACUGCGAUGUGCUGGAUUUCCACAGGAAGGCACUGCAGGUGUUUUCAAGACCCAGUUGGAAAACUGCGUUCCAUUCAUCCUGGAAGACGUUCAAGACGCAAUUUGGACCUAUCCUGACCAAACUCAAGCGGCAUCGAGAUCUGUUGUCAGAUGAAAAGAUCACAGCCCUCCUCACUGGGGCGAGCGAUCUCCGCCAGUCUUUUGAGGACAAGUUCGAUGAGUUGUCGCGUCAAAUGCUAAAGCUCCAUCUUGACAACAGCGACGAAGAGUCUGUACGAAAUCAUGAAGCAAUCGACCGGAAGCGCCAGUUUAUCCUUUCUAAACUUGACCCGCCAGACUAUAGCCUUGACCUUGAAAGGGCAUCUACUGAACGAGGGGAUCCCACUUCAGGCGAAUGGCUCCGAGCCGACGCCGUUUUUUGUGAAUGGGCGGAUUUGACUACAAUGGAUCCGCGAGCUCUGUACCUGAAUGGGAUUCCCGGUACAGGUAAAACGAUUCUAGCAUCGGGAGUGGUGAAACACCUCCAGCAACUGCGAGAGAGCGGCCACAGGUUCUCGGUUUUCUACUUCUUCUUCAAGCACCAUCAUCCCGACAAGCGAGACUUUUCCGCUAUGCUUCUUUCUCUACUCUCCCAAGCCGUCCUCCAAGAUGAGGUGCUUCUUGACCUCAUCUACCAACGUCUCAUCUUGGCCGCCCAGCAAAAGGUUCGCUCAGUCUCUCUGUUGCGCGAGCUCACCGAACUGGCCUUGAAAUCGCAAAGUGUCUGUUUUGUGGUCGUUGACGGACUCGACGAAUGUCUUGGCCCGGGAACAAUGAAGCCAGAGGAUUCUCAAGGGGAAGUCGUCAAUUGGCUCGAGGCUCUCACCGUAACAUCAACGUCCGGCGGCACAGUUGGACAUGGCGACCAACAAGACGACCGAUGCACGCACCUGCUUAUAAGUGGUCAAAGAAACGGGUUCCUUGAGGGACGGCUGAAACAUUGGCCUGCCAUACGGAUUGAUUCUUCGUCCGCCCACAUGGACGACAUCGGGGCGUAUUCUGAGGUAAAGACCCAGCAAAUGCAGCAGAGAUUCGGCAUCGACGAGGCCACCCGGCUAGACAUCAUUCACAAGAUCAAUGCAAGAGCCCUAGAAGGUAUGUUUUUGUAUGCCAAAGUCGUUCUGGACAAUCUCUUGCGCCAACCCACACGCGGCCAUUUCAAGAGAGAACUCAAGGCAGAAAAUUUCCCGACGGGCAUGAACCAAGCGUACGAGCGGGUGGUGAUCCAAAUCUUGGAGGGUCAAGAUGAGCAACAAAACAAGCUAGCCCGGGAGAUCCUGGGUCUAGUCAUGUGCGCUGAGCGGCCGCUGAUGUGGAAAGAGAUUCAGACUCGCUUCUGCAUCGAAAUCCAGUCUGAGACGGCCGACCCCGAUUUCAGGUUGUUGGAGCCCUGCAAGACGUACUGCGGGUCCUUGGUUGAGGUCGGCCGAUACGACGGUCUCAGUUCUGGGCCCGACGACUUGGUGAACCUCGUCCAUGAAACCGCGCGAACGUAUCUGCUACAUACUGGUAGAUUCAAACUGGCCGAUCUUCACAAGGACAUGGCGUUGUUCUGCGCACAAUACCUAUCAUCUGCACCUUUCAAUCCAAAACAGGAUAGCUCCAGCAUCAAGACUCACUGUCUGACUGGCUACUACGGUUUUCUCGACUAUGCAGUUGCGAACUGGUGGAAACAUGCCAGGCGUCCGGACUUCACUCUGGAUCAAGACAUUGCCUCAACAAUGCGCAAGUUGUUGACCUCCCUUAACUCCUCGUCGGGGAACGAAAGCCAAGUCACCGCAAACGACGUCACCACAACAUGGUCUCGAACCCAGGAACUUCAAUAUGGCGGAAAGGACUGGGAAGCCAAAUUCCCGACCGAGAAACGUGUAAAGCCGAUACGGAACUGCCUCGAAUUGCUAUUUAACGGCCCAACCCACCAGGAUCUAGAGAAGCUGGAAGAAGUUCGAGGGCUCUAUGGUCGUGUGAACUACAAAUGCAACAAACCGUGGUGCCAUUUCUUCCUCCAGGGCUUCGAAAUUCUGCAAGCACGCCAAGAGCACAUAGCACAGCACGAACGCCCAUUUAGAUGCGGCCGUGAUGGCUGCUACGGCUUCCAGAUCGGAUUUUCAGAGGAGCCAAAUCUCGUCAGGCACAACAACCGUGUCCACUGCCAAGUUAGCUCUCUGGACUUCCCCCCGGGUAAACUCGAUGUCCUUCAAGCCUUGGUUGGUUCCGGGGUGGAUGUUAAUGCCAGGAGCAACGACAGCUUAACUCCAUUGUUCUUAGCUGCAAGGGCUGGACAUUACCAAGUCUGUCGAUGGCUUUUGGAGCAAGGGGCCGAGGUGAACGCUCGCUGCACAAAACACCAAAGAACAGCCCUACACACGGCAGUGGCCAACAAUGACUUGGACACUGUUCGGCUGCUCCUCGACCACGAUGCAGACAUCCUUGCC
Chaetomium fimeti is the source of this 2907-nucleotide messenger RNA. RefSeq lists its product as uncharacterized. The annotation marks the transcript as partial. The record is from RefSeq and is a predicted model, not a curated record. The transcript is spliced from 8 exons. Gene Ontology annotation, molecular function: protein binding. Lineage: Eukaryota; Fungi; Ascomycota; Sordariomycetes; Sordariales; Chaetomiaceae.